Cotesia congregata is the source of this 540-nucleotide messenger RNA. NCBI's taxonomy places the organism in Eukaryota, Metazoa, Arthropoda, Insecta, Hymenoptera, Braconidae. The record is from the annotation of a GenBank genome assembly.
AUGAAUAAUCAAGAAGAUGGAAUGGUGGAAAUGUACGCCUUCAUUGUCAGAGAUGAAAAAAUUCCCGCCUGUUGUCGUCCAGCAUCCCCUAUCACCAACGAAAGCUUUCUUACUGGGGUUAUUGAGAUGCCAAAGCUGCCCAAGGGUAUUUAUGACGAUGUCGGUCACAUGUGCUGCAGCCAAAAAUGCCAGCUUUUGACGGUUAUACAAAGAGUCAAUAAUCACCAUCUUAUUAAACCGAUAGAAGCUCAGCAUUUGCCUCCACCGGUUCACGACGACGACAGUUUAAUGACAGUACCGAGACAUGAUCUGAAAGAGAGAAUAGCGGCAAAUUUAAUGCAAGUUGAUGAAAAACUUACUUCAAUUGACUGGAGUAAAAUAGAGGAGGAAACAAAACCAAAAGUCCGAGUAACUGACCAGGAAAAAAUUGAAAAAUUUGCCAAGGAAAUUGUUGACGAGACGAUGGGUCGUUUGGAAGAAGUUUUAGAAACCAAUGUGACUAGCGAUGUUGGAGCCAAGCAUAAAGAUACUUGCAUGUGA